Molecule: messenger RNA, 1071 nt
Organism: Lachancea lanzarotensis
Lineage: Eukaryota; Fungi; Ascomycota; Saccharomycetes; Saccharomycetales; Saccharomycetaceae
Product: LALA0S06e05116g1_1
Exons: 1
Coding region: 1-1071 (356 amino acids)
Biological process (GO): magnesium ion transport
Cellular component (GO): membrane
Molecular function (GO): magnesium ion transmembrane transporter activity
Source: RefSeq, a predicted model, not a curated record
AUGGAGGACAAAUACAUUGGAUUGAUUCUUGCGAUGACUUCCUCCCUUGCAAUUGGAAGCUCUUUCAUCCUUACCAAAAUGGGAUUGAACGCAGCAGCAGAACAAAACAAUUUCGAAGGUGCAGGCUAUGAGUACUUAAAAAAUCCUACUUGGUGGGGGGGAAUGGCCACUAUGGCUAUUGGAGAGGUGGCGAAUUUCGCUGCUUACACAUUUGCACCUGCCAUCAUGGUAACACCAUUGGGAGCGUUGUCUGUAAUUAUCGGUGCGAUCUUAGCAGCUGUCUUUUUGAAGGAAGAACUGGGGACUUUGGGCAAGCUUGGAUGUACCGUGUGUCUGUUGGGAUCUGUUAUCAUCAUUCUGCAUGCUCCCUCAGACAAAGAUAUUCAAACUGUGGACGAAAUUCUCGGAUAUGCCAUGCAACCUGCAUUCCUGUGCUAUAUACUAUCGGUUGCCCUUUUCACAGUCUUUAUGAUCACUAGAGUGGUCCCUACGCAUGGUACCAAGAAUCCUAUGGUCUAUAUUUCGAUCUGUUCUACUGUGGGGUCGAUUUCUGUGAUGUCCAUCAAAGCAUUUGGCAUAGCUUUGAAACUAACGUUGAGCGGGAACAAUCAAUUCACGUAUUUUUCCACGUACAUUUUCAUCGCAGUUGUAGCAGUCUGCAUCAUGACGCAAAUGAACUAUUUCAACAAGGCUCUAGACCAGUUUGACACUUCAAUUGUCAACCCAUUGUACUACGUUACCUUUACGACUGCAACUCUCGUGGCAUCUUUCAUUUUGUUCCGCAAUUUUGAUGAAAGCGAUCAAAAAGACUCGGUGUCGUUGGUAUGUGGGUUCAUUAUCAUCUUCACAGGCGUAUACCUAUUGAAUCUGGCUAGAAAGAAGAAUCACGACAAACUAUUCAGUCAUCAGUCAGAUGUGGAAAACAUCCCAUUAGACAACAAUGUCGGAGGCUUCACUGUGAGAAAGUCUUUCCAAGGUACACACCACAGAGUUGCGUCCCAAACCUACCAAAGCGAAGAAAUGGUUCAUCUAACAAGAGAUGAUCCAGAUCUUGAUAGAUUCAAGGUGUAG